UUCUGCACGUUGUCACUGAAAGAAACUUGACCUCCUUGUCAUCAUAGCUGCUGGUACUGUUGCUGUAAUUAAACAGAUUUUAUUAACAUGAAGUUUAUAAUAUAAAUUGUGCGACCGCGGCUAUUCAUUUUUAUUAUUCCGUUCAACUAACUGCAGCCGAUCAACGCAAGCUAAUAAUGUCGGUAAAUCGCUGUGUUUACUUUUUGUCGCGCUCUCACGUCAGAUACCGGGUAUGUGCUAGCACAGCAGCUGUAGCAAACAACACUACACUGCAUCCGACUAGAAGGGCGUUUGAGAAAGUAUCAAGUAGACAUUUAUCUUCAAACGGUUCAUCAAGACCCCUUGACACGUCCCUUUUUGUGCCGCUCACCGUCAAAAGCGAUGAAGUCGCGGACGGGGCGGUAGGCGAGGAGUUGACCCAACCUCUGAACAAAAGUGAACUUCUGAAGGUGCUGAACAGAUUCUACAAAAGAAAAGAGAUGCAAAAACUGGCUGCUGACCAAGGGCUUGACUCUCGUCUCUUUCAUCAAGCAUUUGUGAGUUUUAGGAAAUAUGUGCUGGAAAUGAACUCACUAAAUGCUGACUUGCAUAUUAUUCUUAGUGACAUCUGUUGUGGAGCUGGUCACAUAGAUGACAUUUUCCCGUACUUUAUGAGACAUGCCAAACAGAUUUUUCCCAUGCUGGACUGUAUGGAUGAUUUACGCAAGAUCAGUGACUUACGGGUCCCAGCGAACUGGUAUCCAGAGGCCAGGGCUAUUCAAAGAAAGAUUGUUUUUCAUGCAGGACCCACCAACAGCGGUAAGACCUAUCAUGCCAUCCAGAGAUUUCUGGCAGCCAAGUCUGGAGUUUACUGUGGACCGCUAAAGCUGCUGGCCCAUGAGAUCUAUGAGAAGAGUAAUGACGCAGGAGUGCCGUGUGAUCUGGUCACAGGAGAAGAGAGGAUAUUUGUUGAUCCUGAAGGAAGGCCGUCUGGCCACAUUGCCUCUACUAUAGAGAUGUGCAGUGUCACAACUCCAUAUGAAGUGGCUGUCAUCGAUGAGAUUCAAAUGAUCAAAGAUCCUGCCAGAGGAUGGGCUUGGACGAGAGCUCUUCUUGGUUUGUGUGCUGAGGAGAUCCAUGUUUGUGGAGAAGCUGCAGCAGUUGACUUUAUCACUGAACUCAUGUACACCACUGGCGAAGAGGUCGAGGUAAAUAAUUAUAAGAGGCUGACCCCUUUUUCAGUCUCGAACCAUGCAGUGGAAUCAUUAGAUAACCUGAAGUCUGGCGACUGCAUCGUGUGCUUCAGUAAAAAUGACAUCUACUCAAUCAGCCGACAGAUAGAAGUCCGUGGCCUGGAGUGUGCCGUCAUUUAUGGCAGUCUGCCCCCUGGCACCAAGUUGGCUCAAGCAAAAAAGUUUAAUGAUCCAGAUGACCCUUGCAAAAUCCUUGUUGCCACAGAUGCAAUUGGAAUGGGGCUGAACUUGAGUAUUAGGAGAAUCAUCUUUAACUCUCUGGUAAAGCCCAGCGUGAAUGAGAAGGGGGAGAAGGAGCUGGACACUAUUUCCACGUCGCAGGCUCUGCAGAUCGCAGGCCGAGCAGGACGCUUCAGCUCUGUGUUUAAAGAGGGUGAGGUCACUACUAUGCAAAGGGAUGACUUGCCUGUUUUAAAGGAGAUCUUGGGGAAGCCUGUUGACCCUAUCGAGACAGCAGGAUUACACCCCACAGCAGAGCAGAUAGAGAUGUUUGCCUACCAUCUUCCCCAUGCCACUCUCUCAAACCUCGUUGAUAUAUUUGUGAGCCUUGCACAGGUGGAUGGACUUUACUUUGUGUGCAACAUUGAUGACUUUAAAUUCUUGGCAGAUGUGAUUCAGCAUAUCCCUCUGAAUUUGCGUUCCCGAUACGUGUUCUGCACAGCUCCUAUCAACAAGAAACAGGCCUUCGUUUGCACAUCCUUUCUCAAGUUUGCCAGACAGUUUAGCAGAGAUGAGCCUCUGACAUUCAACUGGGUUUGUCGACAUGUGAAUUGGCCCCUGGCCCCUCCCAAAAACAUCAAGGACCUUGUUCAUCUCGAGGCUGUCCAUGAUGUGCUGGAUCUUUACCUUUGGCUCAGCUAUCGCUUCAUGGACAUGUUCCCAGAUGCAAAUCUCAUUCGUGAAAUUCAGAAGGAACUGGACGGAAUCAUCCAGGUCGGCGUGCGUAACAUCACACGGCUGAUCCGUGCCAUUGAACACCAGUCCACCCCUCCAGAAACCUCUACCUCCAUAAGACUUCCUGUUUUAGACGCAGUGUCAGUGAAGAAGGGACGAGGGUCAAAGAUUCAAAGUAAAGAGCCCAGCGCAUUGAACUCUUCACUGAGCUCAAGGUUGGUGCGGGACGGACUACUGACAAAGGAACUGUUACAGCAGCUGCAGAAAGAAUGGGUCCAAAAGCAGAGCGAACAUAGAGAUAACUCUAAUUCAGAAAAUAAAGAGAAAAGAAAGAAAAAAUGAACACUAGCUUGUGUAAUAUGGACUUGUAUAUACUUUUAAAGGAUCAAGAGAACAAUAUGGCUGUACUGCUGAUGUUUUGAACUUGUCUCUGGAGCACUAACUUGCCAUAAAACCAAUUUUCAUAGAAAUUUAUAACCGAGUGUCUGAAGGAGCCCUGUAACACCCCCUUUUAGAUGUGACAAUAAAAUUAUAUUGAUAUUUUUAA
Molecule: messenger RNA, 2673 nt
Organism: Puntigrus tetrazona (Sumatra barb)
Lineage: Eukaryota; Metazoa; Chordata; Actinopteri; Cypriniformes; Cyprinidae
Gene: supv3l1
Product: SUV3-like helicase
Exons: 15
Coding region: 177-2468 (763 amino acids)
Biological process (GO): RNA catabolic process; mitochondrial RNA 3'-end processing
Cellular component (GO): mitochondrial degradosome
Molecular function (GO): ATP binding; hydrolase activity, acting on acid anhydrides; RNA helicase activity
Source: RefSeq, a predicted model, not a curated record